GUUGACACGGUCAGUGGACUGCUGCUGAGAUAAACUGCUUUUGCUCCUUGUCAAUACCAUUAGCGCGUAGAGUAAGUAUUAAUCCUCCAGAGUUCACUUUGCCGCGGUCGGAUAUGGAAAAAAAAAAUGCGGUGUGAGGUGAGAUCUGCAAGGAACGCCGAUUUCUCCUUUUGCUCCUUAUUGGGAUGUCCUUUGCUCGGCUUUUUGGCUUGUUCUUGUUGCUCUCUUGAAUCCUUAAUGAGUACGUACAUUUGCACUCACAGAAACAAUGAUUUAGCAAUCUGGUCAACGAACAACUGGUUCCGUCCACAUGGGUUUGUCCGACCAUACGAUAACCUCUUUCUGAUCAAAUGGUCCCUGCUGCUCAUUUUUGAUCUCUGCUUUUUCUACUUCCUCAAUCAUUUCCUGGACGCCAUCACACUGAAUCGAAAGGACGCAGGAGAAGAACUUGAUACCAUUUUCGACGGACGCCUUUUACUAGAUACCGCAUGGACCUAUCCAAUUAUGGCUUUUCUUAGUGUCCUAACGAAACUCCUUAGCCUGACCACGUCCUUGAUCGACACUGAAGACGGAUCUGUAGCUAAAAAGCGAAUUGAUACUCCUCGAAGCCAAUCAUACGUGCGACGAGUCGGUGUUUCUGUUGUGAAUGCCCGUACUGGACUAUGUGGCAUUUGCCGGGUAAAAGUACCCGAGGCCACGCGCCACUGCAAGUCGUGUAACAAAUGUGUUUCUGGAAUGGACCAUCACUGUAGAUGGUUGAACUGUUGCGUAGGAGACAAAAACUACAAAUAUUUUGCUACUCUAAUCACUGUAGCUACAUUGUCCUUGAUAUGGUACCUAUGGCAGUGCAUCCACGUGCUGUAUUUAUCAUUCACAAAAAGUGAUUUAUACUCCACUGCAGUUCGACAGUAUCUUGGCCAGUCUGGCAGCGAGACACUGCAAGCUGAUACAACGACAUAUGUCAACGAACAGCACAUUUUGCUAGCCAGUGCAUUGUUAACGUUGGCUACUAUUAUUGCCCUUUUCUCCAUGUUACGUCUCGCAUUUUUCCAUAUUCAUUUAGCUUUUCUUGGACUUACAACAGCAGAGUAUCUCACUCGAACUGCUCUCAAAAUUAAUCGAAAUUCGAAUUCAGAGUAUUGCCGUUUUGACGAUACGACACCUGAUUCUGUAGAGAAGUCCGGCGAAUACCUUUCCGGAGAUGAGAACGAUGACAAUAUAUGGCGACGCCCAUGGACUCCAUCGCCAGAGGCUGUCUCCUCCAAAAAAUCAUACCCUGGAUUCAUCAUGAGAAGACUUCGAAAAACAUGGAAUGCCUUCGCAAGACCUCUCGUACAGCCAUGGUUUUCAUCUAAUCGCGGUGCUUACCGAUUGGUUGAUUUACCUCAACCAAUGCUCAAUAACGUAGAACCAUACAUAACUCACACAACAAGACGGGGUGAUGAAGGUACCAAUCGAUCUUCAGAGGACAAUGAUUUUGAAUUUGGUACAAAAACAAUUCGACCGCCAAUGCCUUUAUACGAUGGAUCUGAAGCUCCAGACUACAGUGACGAUAUGGGUCUAAACUUUCAUAUUUUGAAUGAUCUCGAUACUCCCGAAUACCAUACAAGCAAACCAGCCAACUCAAAAGAUAAAGCCAGACGAUUGCUGGGUUUAGAUGAUUGAACUGGCAGAAUUUUUCACAUUGUACAUAAUUUGACGAUGAUAUAUUGCGUUUGACUUUCUUCUUUGUGCCCGCUUGAUUAAUAUCAAUGAAUCUAUCGCCAAGUGCGAGAAAUCUGCCUAUUGGGCAUGC
This is a messenger RNA of Umbelopsis ramanniana AG, 1795 nucleotides long. RefSeq lists its product as uncharacterized. The record is from RefSeq and is a predicted model, not a curated record. Gene Ontology annotation, molecular function: protein-cysteine S-palmitoyltransferase activity. NCBI's taxonomy places the organism in Eukaryota, Fungi, Mucoromycota, Umbelopsidomycetes, Umbelopsidales, Umbelopsidaceae. Gene Ontology annotation, biological process: protein targeting to membrane; peptidyl-L-cysteine S-palmitoylation. The coding region runs from base 127 to 1665 and encodes 512 amino acids. Gene Ontology annotation, cellular component: Golgi apparatus; endoplasmic reticulum. The transcript is spliced from 7 exons.